Hipposideros armiger (great roundleaf bat) is the source of this 4058-nucleotide messenger RNA. RefSeq names its product gamma-aminobutyric acid type A receptor subunit beta1 (gene GABRB1). Gene Ontology annotation, molecular function: GABA-A receptor activity; extracellular ligand-gated monoatomic ion channel activity. The record is from RefSeq and is a predicted model, not a curated record. Gene Ontology annotation, cellular component: membrane. Lineage: Eukaryota; Metazoa; Chordata; Mammalia; Chiroptera; Hipposideridae. Bases 269 to 1693 code for a protein of 474 amino acids. Gene Ontology annotation, biological process: monoatomic ion transmembrane transport. The transcript has 9 exons.
ACAUGCACGUAGGAUCCCCAGUACGCAAACCGCGGGAUAUCUCCGACUACCCGGAGGACGCGGAGCACCACAAACAGGAACUUUAAAGGGAUUGAAAUCUGUUGCCUGUUCCACUAGGAAUAUUGUUUGUAAGGCACAAGGUGUCUUUUGGUAGUGAGCACCCUCCGCGCAUGCGCAGGUCCUUUCGGGGGAAUUACUGCCCUGCCGCCGACUAAGUUGCAUUCCUUGAAUCUUCGCCGAAAAGACAAUUCUUUAAUCAGAGUUAGUAAUGUGGACAGUACAAAAUCGAGAGAGUUUGGGGCUUCUGUCUUUCCCUGUGAUGAUUGCCAUGGUCUGUUGUGCACACAGCGCCAAUGAGCCCAGCAACAUGUCAUACGUGAAAGAGACAGUGGACAGAUUGCUCAAAGGAUAUGACAUUCGCUUGCGGCCGGACUUUGGAGGGCCCCCCGUGGACGUCGGGAUGCGAAUCGAUGUCGCCAGCAUAGACAUGGUCUCUGAAGUGAACAUGGAUUAUACACUUACCAUGUAUUUCCAGCAGUCUUGGAAAGACAAAAGGCUUUCUUAUUCUGGAAUCCCUCUGAACCUCACGCUAGACAACAGGGUAGCUGACCAACUCUGGGUUCCUGACACCUACUUUCUGAAUGACAAGAAAUCAUUUGUGCAUGGGGUUACAGUGAAAAAUCGAAUGAUCCGGCUGCAUCCUGAUGGAACCGUUCUCUACGGACUCCGAAUUACAACCACAGCUGCAUGUAUGAUGGACCUACGAAGAUAUCCCCUGGAUGAACAAAACUGCACUCUGGAGAUUGAAAGUUAUGGCUAUACCACUGACGACAUUGAGUUUUACUGGAAUGGAGGAGAGGGAGCAGUCACUGGAGUUAAUAAAAUAGAGCUUCCUCAGUUUUCAAUUGUUGACUACAAGAUGGUGUCCAAGAAGGUGGAGUUCACAACUGGGGCAUAUCCACGACUGUCACUGAGUUUUCGUCUAAAGAGAAACAUUGGUUAUUUCAUUUUGCAAACCUACAUGCCUUCCACACUGAUUACAAUUCUGUCCUGGGUGUCUUUUUGGAUCAACUAUGACGCAUCUGCAGCCAGAGUCGCACUAGGAAUCACCACAGUGCUGACAAUGACAACCAUCAGCACUCACCUCAGGGAGACCCUGCCAAAGAUUCCUUAUGUCAAAGCGAUUGAUAUUUAUCUGAUGGGUUGCUUUGUGUUUGUGUUCCUGGCUCUUCUGGAAUACGCCUUUGUAAAUUACAUCUUCUUCGGAAAAGGCCCUCAAAAAAAGGGAGCUGGCAAACAAAACCAGAGUGCCAAUGAGAAGAACAAACUGGAGAUGAAUAAAGUCCAGGUCGACGCCCACGGCAACAUUCUCCUCAGCACCCUGGAAAUCAGGAACGAGACGAGCGGCUCGGAAGUGCUCACGGGCGUGAGCGACCCCAAGACCACCAUGUACUCGUACGACAGCGCCAGCAUCCACUACCGCAAGCCGAUGAGCAGCCGCGAGGCCUACGGGCGCGCGCUGGAGCGGCACGGCGCGCACAGCAAGGGGCGCAUCCGCAGGCGCGCCUCGCAGCUCAAAGUCAAAAUCCCAGACUUGACUGACGUCAAUUCCAUAGACAAGUGGUCCCGAAUGUUUUUCCCCAUCACCUUCUCUCUUUUCAACGUCGUUUACUGGCUUUACUAUGUACACUAAGGUCUGUCCUAAUGGUUUCGGAAACGACGCCUUUUCCUCUUCUCUUGCUGUUUUAACCCACAGGUCCCCAACAGCAAUCCUGUUGUGUUUUUUGAGGUAAGAGAUUCAGCCAUCGAAUUGGUUUUAGGUCUUGCAUAUCAAUUUUAUUACUGCACCAUGUUUACUUAAAAAAAAAAAAAACACUAUUUUUUUCCAGUCUACUGUGGUUCCAGGUUAUCAGCUCUUUCAGAGCUUAUUAAUUGCCAUGUUUACAAACAAACACACUCACAGAGCAGUAGGUAGGUAGGUCGUGAGUAGUCCUUCCUAGCCCUCGAUUUUAUUGAUUUAUUUUUUUAAACAAGAAUGAAAAGACCUAGCUCUCUGUGCACACUGAUUCCUGGUAAACUGUAACAAUCUCAUGCUGCCAAAAAAAACCAAUACAAUUUCCAGGAUCUCAGAAGAAAAAAAAAACAAAGCCAUUGACAAGUUACAGAUUUCCAGGAAGAAGGGAAAACAAAAAGGAGCCUAGAAGAGGAAGAAAGACCCCCACACACACACACACUCCCAAACUUCCCUGACUCUGUCAUAGGGGUCUCAGCUCCAGGAGAGGAGGGAGGGAUUGGCAAGGUCUGAUCGAGGUUAUGCAAACCCAAUCUGCCAGCUUCACCUCUCCAUUAAACUGGAUCUUCUGAAAAAUGCUUCUUUCUCAGACUUCCAGACCGAUUUAAAAUUAACAUUAGAAUCCAACCUGGUAACCAUUGAGAGCAUUUUUCUUUUCUUCUUGAGACUAAGGAGUUUAGGAGUUAAUGACCUCUUUCUUUUAACUAUUUCUAAUGGACAGCCCUGAACUCAUUUCAUUAGCCUGGAGUCACUUGACGUUGUGCAGUGAAGCCAUGCCAUCGCAUUUCCCUCGUUCCUGCUCCAGGGAGAGUGAGAGAAAGGUGACUAGCGGAGGGAGAUUCAAAAAGGAGGAGAGUGAGCAAUUUUUGCUUGAGAAAAAUAUUGCUCUUUCCGUGUAAAGGCAAGACUUAUGUGCUGUGAAAAGGGUGCCUGGGCAGUUACCUGAGCUGCCAAAAUCUUAGAUCAAAUAGUAUAUAUUUCUUAGCCUUCCAGAGAGCAGCAUUUCAUGGUGACAGGCUAGUUACACAGGCCUCAGCCAGCACCUUAUGGCUCUGCUCUCUGAGCUCUGCAUUCCAAAAUAUUAAAUGAUUGCUUCAGGAAAGGCACACACACACCCAUUUGGGUGUCAUAGUUCUCCAAGGCCAGAUUUCUGUUUCGAAGAAAACCUUAAAAUAGCAACACCAUAGAUGACAGCAACAAUGACAAACUCACUGGGCCUUCUAAACAUUCAUACCAGCCCCUUACGUAUGGAUGCUGUGUACACUCAUUAAUCACUGUCAUUGCUGCUCUGCCUUAUCUCUGCUCAUAGAUUACUUUGGUCACGGCCGUGGUAGAAGGAACAUUCCUCAAUAGCUCACCACACAAUUCUAAACAUGUCCAACCAGCUGCAAUUGAGAUUCAUCCCUUUCUAUGUCAUUAAAGCCUCGUUAUUUUUUUGAGUUUGAAUAUCUAAGAAUUCUGUAUGUGCAUUAACCAGGCGGAGUAAAACUCUAAGUUGACCAACCAGUGAUGGAAGCGAUGGGGACCUACUCCACAGAAGUGAAAUAAAGGUUGAGGUAAUCAUAGGGAUAAUUGCCUAAUUUUAUGAUCUGACUGUCUCCCUAAGGCUGUGACGAGGGUUCAUGCAUCAGCUGCUAGAAAGUAUAGCCUUAAUUGAACGAUAAGGCUGAAUUCCUACUGAUGAGCCCAAGGAGAGAGAGUUAUAUUCUUUUAGAAAGCAAGAGGAAAACAGAAUCCCAAAAAUAAAUGAAUGGUUAUGACUAUAGGUAAUAUACAUUAGGAAAGAUAUACAAACUCUGCUUUGACUAGAAAAAUUAUCUCAAUGGUUUCAUAAGGAAUUAGUAGGGUAUGGGGACCAAAUUUUCAUUUAGGUUUUAAUUGUAUAAUCACAGUUCCCUGGUCAAGGAAAUGUCUAGUCUCUGGGGAUACAGUGAUCCAUUUUGAAACUGACUAUUUCCUUGGCAGGGUGAGAUGCUUUGCCAUUGUAAAACACCCAAAUAGAGUGGAAAGUGACCAUACCAGUGACUGUAAGGUUAACAUUCCCAAUGACCACCCAGGAACCCCUGUGUAGCCAUUUAUUUUAAAUACUGGAAAGGAGACUUGGCUAGUGCCUAACAGGAAUGAAUCAUUCUGGUAUCAAAGCUCUUUAAAAAACUUUUAAGGAUGAAGUGCUAAAUCAGAAAGAAAGUAUCUGUAAUCUAUGUUCCUUAACAAAACAAUUUUUCUUUAUUUAUCUGUUUAGAUCAUUCUUCUUGGAAAAGAUUGA